AUGGUUGGAGAUUCGCCAGACAUCGUCGGAGAAGGACCGAUCUCAGAUCUGGGAGAUCUAGAAGGAUGGUGGGAUAAUCAUGGUAUCGUAGCAUGGAGUUUUGCCCUUUUCGGCUGUUUCCUGCUAAAUGUUACUCUUCUACUGGCAUUCCUCGUCCGUCCGUCGUUACGGACCAUUUCUAAUAGGUUUGUCAUGAAUCUAACCGUGUCAAACCUAUUGGUAUGCGCCAUCAUGAACCCCCUGCUGAUCAUGGACGUCACUUCGACGACGUCCGACGCCCCUGCAGUCGAGUCUCAAUCCGUAGGAAGCAUCUGCGCGAUGUCAGAGGGUGCUGUGGCCAUCGUUACCACUUCAUCCGUGCUCUCGGUCCUUUUGAUCGCUGUGGACCAGUACUUCGCGGUAGUAGAUCCUCUACGGUACCGAGCUCGCGUGGAUAAGCUGAAAUCUGGUGUCCUGAUCAUGUCCAUCUGGCUAAUAUCGAUAAUCUUCGGCUUCGUCGCGUUCUUCAACCCGAAUCCUCAAAGCUUCUGGCUAUCCUGUAUCUCCAGGAACAGAAAUUGGCCCUCGAAUAUCACCACUUUCGAUUCACUCACAAAAUCAAUGAUCACGAUAGUAGAAAAUGAAACUACCGAACAGAACGUCAGCAGUAUCGCCGAUAUAGUGGAAACAAUCGAAACUAUCAGAUUCGACGGUGACUUAAAUCUCAUAGAAAACACUACUGUGAUCUUCGAUACAUUUAUAGGUGGUACGAUUACUUACGGCUUCGUUUACGCCAUCUUGUACAGCAUCUUCGUAUAUUUCAUUCCCUUCGGUGCUAUCUGCUGGAUCUACGUGAGCAUUUAUGUGGCUGCGCAUCGAAACUCCGAAAGGGCCAGAAGAAGCGGCUCAAGACCAAUUUUAUCAUCGGCCAGUUUCACGGAAGAGCAGAAUGGUCCAUCGAGGCUUCAACGUCUUCAAACGGACACCAUCGAGGACUUUCGCAAGUUACCAAAAAUAUCGAGCCUCUCGUCGAUAGACGAGACGAGUGAGACUAUGCAGCCGACGGGACAAGUAUCUCGACGACGUUCUUUCUCUUCGUCCUUGGAGAUAGAGGUGUCUUCGCCGCCUGUAGACGACAACGCCUGUUCAGGGAUCGUUUUCACGGUUGGUUUGCAGAGGCUCGAUGUGCCCGCUCAGUGCACGAACAGUCAAGAGGAUUCCACGAUGGAAGAUAAGGAUGCGGAGCAAUCGUCGAAAGAUGCGAAAGAGAACGAACGCACGCCAGCUCCAUGGAUUUCGAGGAAUUUCGUCGACGAGAACAGCGACUCGGAGGACGACACACGUUUCGAGUGUUUCGAUAACUUGGAUGCCCUCGAGAACAAAUUCGCUUUGCCCGCGCGCAGUUAUCAAUCUGAUACGUUGAAAGCUGGCGAAACUGUCGAAGUGGAGGGAAGAUUAGAUAGAACAAGCGAUCAGAUUAAGCAGAACGAGGCCACAGUGAUAUCUGGCCGUGUUAACGGCGGUGAUCAAGGAGAAGGACGUUUGUUACAAACAGACGUUUACUCAGACAGCGAGUAUCCAAGUCAAGGUGACUCUAGAACGCCACGAAACACCGCAGAAGUUAAGCCAAAUUGUAGAUUAUCGACAUUCGUCGGUAGAGACGUUGCGUGUGAGAAUGCAACGUUAUCUGCUGGCAGUAACAAGACUGAGAAGGACAGUGCGAGCGGCACGGAGUCGUCCGCGUGUUUAUUGACACCAAUAGUGACGAUCACACCUGCGCCAAGCAGAAACGAAAACCUGCACCGUGUAUCGAGUGUCAGAAGCACUUCGAGCUACAUAAACUCUCUAAAGGAUCGUAUAAGUAACGGUUCUAUAUUUAGACACAGGGAGGAGGCCAGGGCGGCGCGUAUCAGCGCCCUGGUGAUCGUAAUGGGUCUAAUCUGCUGGUUGCCGUAUGUAAUACUGUUGGUAAUGAAGAAUUUACCACGAUCCACUGGCCAAUAUUUGCCCCAUAUAUACGACGUAUUGGCCUCCAGCCUCUUGAUCUUGGGCGCGUACAUCAGCCCAUUGUUGUUCGGUUAUCGGUCGAAACGAGUGAAACGGGAGCUGAGGAGGUUCUUCUGCUUCAGAAGGGAGCUGUCGUACAAGAACAACAGAAGUUUGAUGGCCAAGAAGGUGCUGAAAAGAAGGCACAGUAGCACGCUCAGUCAUUUCGAAAUGGACCACAAGUACAACAUCUUCAACUGCGUGUACGGAAGGACUCGAUGGCCAAAGGAGAAGGUUCAGUUCGUUCAAGUGCCGGACACGGCGCUUGCUGUGGAGACUUGCAGGAGCAGCUUCUCCAGCGGAGCCAGCACGCAGAUCUCUAGCACUUCGACAGAGGAAUGUUGAUGCGUAUUCGUGAC
This is a messenger RNA of Habropoda laboriosa, 2384 nucleotides long. RefSeq lists its product as uncharacterized. Gene Ontology annotation, biological process: adenylate cyclase-activating adrenergic receptor signaling pathway; phospholipase C-activating G protein-coupled receptor signaling pathway; cell-cell signaling. The transcript has 2 exons. Gene Ontology annotation, molecular function: alpha1-adrenergic receptor activity. The record is from RefSeq and is a predicted model, not a curated record. Lineage: Eukaryota; Metazoa; Arthropoda; Insecta; Hymenoptera; Apidae. The coding region runs from base 1 to 2370 and encodes 789 amino acids. Gene Ontology annotation, cellular component: membrane.